AUGAUAGUAAGGCUCGAUCGGCUCACUACAAGGGGGUUGGGCAAGAGAAGAGGAAAGCAGAAUCGGAACUAUGGGAAGCUAUAUAAUGCUCCAGCUGAUAUAGGUAAACAAAGAGUUGUUGAUGGUAAGAGGACAAGUGGGGGAGGUGCUCCUACUCCUCUUAAGUUCUAUAGGUGCGAGAAUGUGAUGACUUGCUACAACUAUGGUGAACCAAGAUAUAUCAGCACUCAUUGCCCGAAGCCUAAGAAAGCUUCAACUGGAGGAAAGGUGUUCGCUCUGACAGGGACUCAGACUUCCAGUGAUGAUAGGUUGAUUAGAGGUAUAUGUUAUAUUAAUAAUACGCCUUUGAUUUCUAUUAUCAAUACUGGAGCUACUCAUUCUUUUAUUGAUGCUGACUGUGUGAAAAGGCUAGGCCUUGUUGUGUCUUAUAUGAGUGGAGAAAUAGUUAUCGAAACUCCUGCUAAAGAGAAUCUUGAUGUUACCUUGGGGAUGAACUGGUUGGAGAUUAAUCAUGUUCAUAUCAAUUGGUAUAACAAGUCGCUGGAAUUUACUGCUCCUGGUGAGGAGGAAGAAGCUAGCUUUUUGUCUUCUAGAGAUUUGAAGGAGAUUUUGGAAGAGGAAGCUCAGGUGUUUGGGCUAUUCGCAGCGUUAUCUGCUAAGAUUCAGGCGGUGACUGAUGAAUUGCAGGUAGUGCAGGAUUUUCCAAAGGUGUUUCUAGAUGACAUUUAA
Molecule: messenger RNA, 729 nt
Organism: Lathyrus oleraceus (garden pea)
Lineage: Eukaryota; Viridiplantae; Streptophyta; Magnoliopsida; Fabales; Fabaceae
Exons: 3
Coding region: 1-729 (242 amino acids)
Source: RefSeq, a predicted model, not a curated record